UCGGUCUCGGUAGCCAUGGCUACGGCGAGGCGUUGGGUUUGCGCGGCCUUCUUCUUACUCCCGUUCGGCGCGGGACUGUCGGGAGGCCAGGGCUUCUUCCUCCCUCUGCACCGGCCCCAGGGCUGCGGUGGGACGCAGUACUUUGACAUCGCCAGCUUGAGUUGCGGGCAGUGCGGGGCCUCGCAGAGGAAAAGCUCUCGGGGUACAUCAUGCACUUGUCUAGCAGGAUUCAAGUUAGUUUCUGAUAACGGUGGAUCUUCUAUAACUUGUGAAAAAUGUCCAGAAAGCACGAGUGGAGUUACCCAAGAUGGAUGGGAUUGCAUUACUUGUCCUAAAGGCUUAACUAGUGAAGGAAAAUGUAAAUGCCCUGUUAAUGAGAUUUUGGUGGAAAGAGACACCAAUGGUGCAUUGUUGGCAGAUGCAUUAUGUGUUCAAUGUGAUGGAAAAGGGAAGUCAUUUGCUACUUCAAAUGCGUUAAAUAACCUGUGUGUAAGAUGUGAACCAACAUUCAUCAGUGUAAACAAGUCAUGUAGCUGUUCUGAGCCCAAUAUUUUAACAGGAGGUUUAUGCUUCAGGAGUACUGGGAAUUACCCCCCAAAAGGAAUUGCAACAGUACGCUUUGGAAAGCUAGGCAUCACCUUGAUAUCAGCAUGGUUUUCAAAAAACCUACAAGCGUCAGCAGCUGCUUGCUGGCUGUACUCCAACCUUACAUCUUGCCAAACGCUUGGAAAUAUGUGUGUGAUGAACAUGAAUAGUUUGAGCUCUGCCAGCACAGAUGCAUGUGGUCUAUUUCAGUAUGUUUUUGCAAAUACUGCUGGACUUGGUACUGUUCAUUCCAUAUCAUUUUGGAGACAGAACCUUCCAUGGCUAUACUAUGGUGACCAGCCAGGAUUAGCAUCACAGGUUCUUGACACAACCCAGUUUCCUGCUAGUUUCACUUUUAAAGGAACAAACAAAAAUAUAAAGUUGCAGUUUAUUGCUGCUUCAUAUGAUGCAGGGGGAAAUUUUCUUAAAUGGCAGUAUUUAGAAGGUGGUGUUUUGCAGCUUUGCCCAGAUACGCUAACUAAACUGAAUGCUGCUUUCAUUUUUGGGACAACUUAUCAACAAAAAUGUACGAUAUCGGUUUCCAAAAUUUUGAAGGAUUAUUCUAAUCCUAUAUUUUAUGAUGUGUUCCUUGAAUAUUAUGAUGAAGAAGAUGGACAACAGUACCUUUGGGCAGUACCAGUGUUAAACUUAAAUCUUCAGUAUAAUGAAAUGUUUGUGAACCAAGGUAGCAAUAUGAACAAUUGGCUUUUGACACGUCGAAUGUUUUUAGUGGAUACUUUAAGUGGACAAGAAAAUGACGUAGGAAACCAGCCAAGAAUAAUCAGAAUUGCUAGUGAAAUAACAAUAAGUAUUCGUCUUGUGCCUAACACUCAGACAGGAGCCAUUUAUCCCCCUCUGAUUACAAUUGCGUACAGUGACGUUCUGGUUCAGAAUCCCAGUGCUGAGAAUGUGGUGGUUUCCUUCUCAGUCAACUAUGAAAUGAACCAGUCGGAGGCUCGCAUUCAGACUGAUAUAGCUCUAGGUGUUUUGGGUGGCCUGGCAGUUCUAUGGUCCCUUCUCAAGACAGCUGGCUGGAAGAGACGUAUAGGGAGCCCCAUGAUUGACCUACAGACAGUUCUGAAGUUCUUGUUAUUCUACUCUGGAGACCUUGCAAAUGUUUUCUUCAUCAUCUCAGUGGGAACAGGGAUAUAUUGGCUUAUAUUUUUCAAAGCACAGCAGUAUGUCUCCGUUCUCUUACCAUUACCAAGUCAAGAAGACAAUUUUGUUUCUUACAUUGGAUGUGCUUUUACUCUUAAGGCACUGCAGUUUUUGCAUCUGCUUGUUUCCCAACUUACGGUAGAUAUCUUUUUCAUCGAUUGGGAGCGUCCUAAAGGAAAAGUUCUUAAAGCAGUUGAAGGAGAAAAUGGCGUAAGAAGUAUUUCUGCACCUGUCAGCAUAUGGAGAACGUAUUUCAUAGCAAAUGAGUGGAAUGAAAUUCAAACCAUCAGGAAAAUAAAUCCUCUCUUCCAAGUGCUUGCUAGUCUCUUCUUCUUAGAGGUUGUGGGGUUUUCAAAUCUGGCCUUAAUGGAUUCUUCUUCCAGUCUUAAAAGGAGCCCAGAAAGUUACAUAGCUCCCUGGAGUCGUAUUUUGAGAUUUGGCGUGUCUGCUGUCCUUUGGCUAGUGAUUGCCAUAAUACAGGUGAUCUACUUUUCUGUCUUCUAUGAAAGAUUUAUAGAAGAUAAGAUAAGGCAGUUUGUUGACUUGUGCUGUAUGAGCAAUAUUUCGGUCUUUCUGUUGUCACACAGAUGCUUUGGGUAUUAUAUUCAUGGUCGGUCUGUGCAUGGGCAUUCAGAUACCAAUAUGGAAGAGAUGAAUAUGAACCUAAAGAGGGAAGCGGAAAAUCUGUGUAGUCAAAGAGGCUUGUUACCAAACACAGAUGGUCAGACUUUUCAGAUUUCCAUUUCAAGCAAGAUGAGGCAGCAGUAUGACAGGAUCCAUGAAACAUUAACAAGGAAACAGGGUCCUGUUAGACUUUUGAAUUCAUCUGCGACUACAUUUGAGCAGAGUACUAAAGCAUACCAUACCAUGAAUAAAUUUCUAGGUUCAUUUAUUGAUCAUGUUCAUAAGGAGAUGGAUUACAUUGUAAAGGACAAAUUGUUGCUGGAGAGAAUCCUUGGAAUGGAGUUCAUGGAACCAAUGGAAAAAAGCAUCUUUUACAAUGAUGAAGGUCAUUCUUUCAGUGAUGUGCUAUAUUAUGGCAAUGAAGCCACACUUCUCAUAUUUGACAUGCUGUUUUUCACCAUCGUGGAUAUGGCCACCCAAAGUUUUGUUUUAGCAGCUGUCCUGACGUAUUUGCAACAAGAGUCGCAAUGUUUCGCACCAGCUGGAGCCUCAGACCAGGCCAAAGAGUAUCCCCACUUUGAUGCAUCUCUUCUAGGCUCUCUUGAAGAUGAACACGAAAGUAACAAACCAUAGAAACACGUCUGUCUGUCUGUCUGUCUGUCUGUCUGUCUGUCGCACAUCUCUAUUGUAACAAAUUGGACAAUCAUUAUGAUCUUCCAGUAAUAAAGAUGUUUGGAGUUGACAGCACAAUUUUGAAAUUGUUAACAAGCUCUGUUAUACUAAAUUUGUGGUUUCUUUUUUAGAAGAAUGGUCUGGAAAUAAAUUGUAAACAGCCCCCUCACUGUGAAAAGCAGCUUGCUUUCAGGUUACUGUUGGGGUGACCAAACAACAAGUCUUAUUUCCAACCUUUUACCGUUACUGUUUAUUAUGUGAGAUGCUUAACUUGGAUUGAUCAUACUUGACAAAUCUAAGACAGUAACCUUAGAUGAGAUUAAAUAGCAGCUAGCAUUAGCUUAACAUCCUGUCAAAUAAGGAUUUACUGCUACAUAUGGAGUAUUUUGUACAAUUUAUACCAUAACAUCUGAAGUUGGUUUUAUCUUUUCAGAUUUUUAGGUUCAUUCGUAAUACAGUUGGACAGAAGAAUUUGGCAUCUAAAACUUUGGUGGAUGAAAGAUUUCUUAUAUGAAAUGACUUUCUGGGAACUAAUUAUGGCUUUAAAAUGACACACAUACACAAAGGAUUUGCUUGCAGUACUUUGUAAAUAUUCAUGUGUAGAUUUUUUCUUUCAUAUUGUGUACUUGAAAACUGCUGUUUUGGAUUAAAUAAAUUUGUACUUGUAA
Zootoca vivipara (common lizard) is the source of this 3707-nucleotide messenger RNA. NCBI's taxonomy places the organism in Eukaryota, Metazoa, Chordata, Lepidosauria, Squamata, Lacertidae. The record is from RefSeq and is a predicted model, not a curated record.